UUCUGACGUGAAUAAAUAUCAGCAGUAAACAUUAUACGAUGAAAACAUUUGUUUGUCGAUGGUGGAAAAUAUUUAUUUUGUUAUCAUACAUCUUUUAUUCCAAUAUUAAAGCAUUACAAUAGGGCGGCGAAAAGUAUGUGAUUGCUGGAGUUCUCAUUAGCCAAUGUAUAAUAAAUAAAAAGCAAAAUGUCGAGAGAUAUCGAUCAGGAGGUGUCGGAUACUUUGAGUACUCUAUUGAAUUUCGAUGAGGAUAAUUUUCUCAGCCAGGAGGAAGUUGAGGAGAAUUUGAGAAACUGUCCAACCAUUGAACAUGUUUCAUCUUUGGAAAAAAUGUAUCACAAUUAUAGUAAUAAUCAAAGCACCAGUGUCAUUAUAAGUGAUGCUAAUGAUGAGGAAACUGGUGCCACCAAAAAUAUAUGCCCAAAGGAAGAUAUGGUGGUUCAAAAAACCCAUAAACAGUUAGAGGCCCUUAAAGAAUUUAACGAUGAUAGCGACCCAGUUUAUUCUCUUCCUAACGUGCAUACUGUAAAAAACGAAACUCUUUCGAAAACACUAAAUAAUGAUUUCCCUGAAAAAGAAAUUGUUUGCUCAUCAAAAUGUCGCAACGAUUUACGUAUUGUAGCGGUUCAUGGAUCUAAGGAAAUCAGUGAUGGACAAACGAGUGCCAUUGCUUCAAAAGACGUAACAAAAAAUUCCACAAUACCUGCUAUCGACAUUAAGAUGGAAUUUACAUGUUCAUCAGAACAAAUUUUAGAAGAACAAGUUGGUGAUUAUUACAUGGAAGAACAGUAUAAGGAGGAUAUAAAUUUAAAUUGUGGUACGCCAGAGAUAGGAAUAGGCAUUGUAAAUGAAAUAACGGAUACAAAUUAUAACAAUAGCCAUCAACACAACGAUCUACUCAACAAAACUAACGUUGAACAAGAUUCCCAUUACAUUAUGAAUGAAGAUAAUGACCGUGACAUUUCACAUAUAAUGAGCGAUCAUAAUUAUACUUCACAAAGACAAUUAAAUAAUGGAGAUAGUUUACGCAAACUUUUGUUAAACCAUAUUGUGAGUAAAAGUUGUUCCUCAAUUGCCAUAAAUCUUGUCAAUGAUUUUGUGGACAGAACUUUGGAAAGUAUUGAUACAUUUAAUACCCAAGGAGAUAGGGUUCAUGAAUGUUGUAAAAAUGAAUCAUUGAACAUAAUCGAUAUUUUUGCCGAUGGAAAAUCCUCAAAAUUGACGAUAUUUGAUAAGGAUUUAAAAGCUUUAUCUCAACAACAGUCUGUUAAAGCAAAGUGCGUUGAUAAUGAAACCAUUAAGAAAGAUAUACCAUUUGAACAUAAAAGUGAAUCUAUUUCCUCUAAAACAACAAAUAAUAGUUAUGAAAAUAUUACUAUGAAUAUAUCUUAUAUACCUUCGCCACAAGAAAUUUGUUCAGAACCCUUAGAAUGGCAUCUUAGGGAUUGUUCAAAGAAACCAAGUACUAUUUCAGAUACUGAACGAAAAAGUAAAACUGAUGAAGUAUUACAAAAUUCGGAACAGAAAAUGGUUGCCGAAUUACAAAAUAUCUCAGUUGGAACCCAGUCGGAAGAGUAUUAUGCGAACUCAUUGAACAAUAAAAAAUUUGAAAAUAAUGUUGAAAAGAAAAAUGAUGUAACACCUUUGAAGCAAAUAUUGGGAAACACAGAUCAAAUGUCCUCAAAGACAACUUUAUUUUGUGGAGAUUUGGAAAAACUGAAUAACCAUUAUUCCGAAAAUGAUGACGUAGUUCUUGAUACUGCUGACGAAUGUAAUGUUAACGUAAAAACCGAAAAGGAAUUGACUACAGAUGUUAACACAGAGUUAAAUGAAAGUAAUAAAUUACCAACAGAACUGGAGCAGAAAGAAAGUGAUGUACAAGACAAUAUCAAUUUCAAAACUGUUAAUAUUUUUUCUGUUCCGUCACCAUUGGAGAAUUGUUCGGAACCAAUGGAACACUCAACCUUCGAUGAAGCAUUUGAUAUUAAUUGUAAUGAAAAACUGACGGUUAUUCACCAUUUAGAGACACUAAAGUCAUUCGCUAAAUCUUUACAAAACGAUUGUGACACGUUUACUUCGUCAACAACAUCAAUCGAAAACAAGCUUCAAAAAUAUCUGCAAGAACAAUUGGAAAUAUUUAAAAAUAUAGUAAAAAACUCUGCCGCAGUUCGAUGUGAAGAUAAGUCGAUACAGACUGACAGUAGAUUAUCUAAGAAUAAAUUACGUAAACUUAAUCAAAAUAAUAAGCAUAUACUAUUGGAUCCAACGGAUUCAAGCAGUUCAAGUGAUACCAGUCAUACUGAAGCUUUGAUUAAACUACCGGGAAAUAGAAUUCGAACAAAGUGGUCAUCAAAAAAUUCGGAACUAAGUUCCGCAACAGAAAUAUUAGGUGCAAAUAAAAAAGAAAGCAUUGCCGCGGAAUAUGACGACGGUGUUCCUUUAGCAGAGUAUACGCAAUCUGAAAUAUUCGAGACGGAAACAUUUUGCAAUGAGCAGUUCUCCAACAUUAGAAAUGUAAAUAAGAAAAAUAAUUUAAGUAAUAGCGAUGAAAGCGACGAAGGAGAUACUUGGCAACGUACGAAGAGUAAUGCGGGAGCAAAUUCUAUACAAAAUGGUGCACAAAAUGAAAGCGACAAAGAAAAUUCAGCCGGUAAAAUCUUGAGUAGUAAAAAUUCUCAAAAUGAAGGAGACAGAGAAAUUGAACGCUUGAUCAAUUUGAAUGGUCUGGUAAAGAGAACGAAUCAGGGAGCGCCAAAAUCAGCCGAUUUAAAUGAAAAAGUUAAAACAAAAUCUAUUACCAGUAAAAACAAAGAUAUAGCUGAUGAUUAUAUUGAUGACGAAAUUCAGCCAGAAAUAUUUUCCGACGGAAGCAUAAGUGAAAGUGAAGAAGAGAUUAUAACGGAAAAGCAGUUUUUAAAGCGUUGCAAUGAGAAUGUAAAGCAACAAUUGCUUAGUGAUUCGGAUAGUGAAAUGUCUGAAUCUGAUGCCAGUGAUAAUAUAGAAGAGAUACUAUCUAGCAAUGAAGGAAGUAGCUCACCUUUAGUUGAAAGAUUUCUGAAAAACUUUAAUGUAAAUGAAAGCGACGAAGAGACUGAAGUAUACGAUAAAUCAGAUACAAAAGCAGCCACAGAACACGAACCCGCUGAAGCCAAAAAUACAACAAUAGAUAAAAAUAAGUCCAAUUCAUCAGAGAAUUCUGAUUGUGAAGUUUUAGAUGAAAUGGCGGCAUCAACACAGAAACAAAGUAAGCCAAAAUCGUUGGAAAAAAUGUUGUCAGUUGUAGAAAAGCGAAAGAAAAUGAACAGACUUUGUGACUCGAUAAGUCUUAGUUCGGAAAGUGAAUCGUCCGAUGUGGAAGCAGUAGAUGAGUCUAAAUCUCGUAUAAAACCAAUGUUACGUCCAGAGCAGCUAGCAACCGUAACACGUGAAGCACAACGCAACGAAACUGAACGUAUAAGGCGUUUGGAGAAAAAACACAAAAUGCUUACUAAAUUACUGAAGGAGCGACCGGAUGUAAAAGGCGAAAACAAUUUGAUUUUAGAUUACAAUGAAGAAACUAAAACCUUUAUAAAAGUGCAUCCGGAUAUAGUGAAAUAUUUGAAACAACAUCAACGUGACGGAGUAAAAUUUAUGUACGAAACUUGUUAUGGUGGCGUUGAGGCGCUUAAAAAAAGCUCUGGAUCUGGUUGUAUUUUAGCGCAUUGCAUGGGCUUGGGAAAAACACUACAGCUGAUUGCACUGCUUCAUACAGUUAUUUCAUAUAAGGAAUUGAAAACAUCUAAGGUACUUGUAUUAUGCCCUAAAAGUACAGUCAUGAAUUGGGCCGAUGAGAUUGAUCGCUGGCUAGGGCCACUAAAACCCAAAUAUUAUACAUUUCAUGAUACGUCUGAUAUCAACGAUAAAAUACAAAUACUUAAAGAUUGGUCGCAAUCAACUCAAAAUGCCGCCGGUAUAUUGUUAAUUGGCUAUGAGGCUUUUAGAACACUGGUUUUCUAUCAUUCAUAUAAAAAUCGCAGUAUUGCGCAGUCACGAUUGGAAAGCAUACGCAACGAUGUCGACAAAUAUUUAUUAAGUCCAGGUGCCGAUUUGGUGGUUUGUGAUGAAGGACACAUUAUUAAAAAUAGCAAAUCAGCAAUUAGUUUGGCAGUGUCUCAAAUUAAAACACAAAAACGCAUUGUUUUAACUGGCACUCCCAUACAGAAUAAUUUAAAAGAGUAUUACAGCAUGGUGAAUUUCAUAAAGCCGCUCUUUCUGGGUACUGAAAAAGAGUUCGCUAACCUGUAUGCUAAUCCAAUUAAAAAUGGCCAGCACAAGGAUUCUAGUAAGCGGGAUAUACAAGUAAUGAAACAACGUUCCUUUGUGCUACAUAAAAAGCUUUCUAAGUUUGUGCAGCGAAAAGAAGCUGAGCUUUUAAAGACCUUUUUGCCGCAAAAAUACGAAUAUGUGCUGUUUGUACCAAUGACAAAGGUUCAGACGGUGCUUUAUGAACACAGUUUAUCAAUAAUAUCUAAAAAAGAAGAUAGAGGCAAAGGUUUGAUCACAGAUUACACAUGUUUACGAAAGAUUUGGACCCACCCGAAAGUAUUGGAAGAUGCGUGGAAAAAUGCGACAGCUCAAAAGCACAGGAAAGAUCCGCGAAAAAACCAAAAUGUUAACUCAGAUGACGAUCAGCCUGAUGAUGUCUACGACAGUCAGACUGGGGUGAUAUCUGUGACGAAUGAUUGGUGGCGUAAUCUACUUACAGAAAAGGAUUUAGAAACUAUAUUGCCUAGCAAUAAGCUGCGUACAAUGUUUGAAAUAUUACGUAUGUGCGAAGAGAAGGGCGAAAAAUGUUUAAUAUUCUCCGCUUUUGUAGCCGUUUUAAAUGUUGUGGAAUACUUUUUCAAAAAGAUGAAUGACAAAGAUCCAGAUACUUUAAAGGAAUUAAAAAUGUCGCAAGGCUAUCAAGUCAAAAACACAUGGAUACUCGGAAAGGAUUACUAUCGUUUAGAUGGCAAAACGCCGAAACUGAUACGUCAUGAAAUGAUUGAGCAAUUCAAUUCGGUAUCGAAUAAACGAGCACGUGUUUUCUUAAUAUCCUCCAGAGCAGGCGGACAGGGUAUUAAUUUGACUGGCGCUAAUAGAGUGAUAAUACUCGAUACGUCAUGGAAUCCAUCUAACGAUCAACAAAAUAUUUUCCGUGUAUUUCGUCUGGGUCAAAAGAAAAACUGCUACAUUUAUAGACUUCUUGCGAUGGGCACAAUGGAAGAAAAAGUUUACUCGAGAUCGGUAACAAAACAAGCAAUGAGUUUUAGAGUUGUAGACGAACAACAAAUCGAUCGUCAUUAUAGCAUGGCAGAGUUGACUGAAUUAUACAGCUUAACAAUGCCAGAUUAUGAAAAUAGACCAAUGCCGGAUUGUCCACAGGAUAGUAUCCUAGCAAGUUUGCUUCUAAAUUAUCCAUCGUUGGUGUAUAAAUACCACGAACAUGAUAGUUUACUCGAAAAUAAAGUGGAGCAAGAAUUAAGUGAGCAAGAGAAACAGGAUGCUUGGUCCGCAUAUGAGAGGGAUCAGCAAUUAAGUACUGAAAGUCGCGAAUUGCCAAAUACGGAUGAAUUGCAAAACAAUAUCUCCGCUCCGAAGUUUCCUUCAUACAUGGGUUCUUUAUCAGCAUUCAAUCAAAUGUCAGCACUUUUCAAUUACGGUAAUUAUUCGCCUGCGACACUUUCAUCGUACUUGCCAUAUCUUUCGCACUUGGGUAAUUAUACAAGCAAUCAGCAAUAUUUGGAAAUGCGCAAGAGACUCGCGGAAGGCACAUUUGCCUAUCCAGACAUAAGCACUUCCCUGGGCAGUACAGCGUUUGGUGCACCAUUCUCACAAAAUCCAACGAAAUCAAUUUCCACGAAUCCGCUCAUAUCCGACUUGAAUAUGCACAGCAAUCCCUUGCAGAGCAAUCCGCUCAGUGCGCUUGGCGAUUUGAGCAUGUUUGGCUUGGGUGCAGUAGGCAAUCACAUGUCGCACAAUGUAAGUACGCCAACAUUGCCGCCCAGGCAACACAACUCGCCCACCUACCCAUCAACAACGCCACCAACGGCGAGUAGCCUGCAGGCGAAUUACGAUUAUCAAAUGUAUGAGAAUAGUUUGAAAAGCCUGGUUAAUUACAGGCAUGAUUUUACGGGCAAUGGCAAUAAAUCAAAGGCUGCUACUAACACAACGAUAAACCAGUUUCGCAAUCCACUCUAUCCAUCGCCGACUAAUCUAAGUUUUGAUAAAAACGCUUUGUCAAGCCUAAAUAGCACUUCGCCAAAGACUUUGGAGCAGCCGACGACACAGAAAUCACAAACAGAUAAAACAACAACUAAGACAGCAACAGAUUUGUCAAUGUCCGUAAAUGCGAACACACGCAACGAUACAAAUUUGAGCAAGAGUAACUUCUCGGUGGCAAACUCGAGCGGUGCUCGUAGUUCUCCACUGCCACAAGCUGCAAAACGUAGUUUUCCUAACGAUAUGAACUCAACGAAUGCAACGAGCCUAAUCGACGAGAUUUUAAUGUCCAGCCAGAAAUCCGCAAAAGAAACACAGCAACAAAGUGGCAUGCCAAAUUUGGCGAAUUUUCAAACAGCAUUCAAACCGAGUAGUGCGUCCAGUAGCGGUAGUAUUUUUUCAAGUAAAAAUACGAGCGUUAAAAUGCCAAGUGAAACUAAUAUGAGCACGAAUCCUGAAAUGCAAAUUAUACCCACGACCAGUUCGCCAGGCUCCACGAAUAUCCCAAAGCAAUUUAGUGAUAUCUCACCGAGCAUCUCACUAACUGCUGUUACAACAAAUACCAACACCAGUAGCGCUCACAACAAGCCGACAUUCAAUCAAUCCAAGAUGCAAACGAAAAAUCCCACCAACAAUAAAGUGGCGUCAAGUGAAUCGCCUACACCCAUACUACCAUAUUCGGCGAUUAAAUUCUUUGAAAACAACAAGAAAUCGCUAAAUCGUACCAUAUCAAAGCCCACAGUUACAAUGGCCAAAACGAAAUUAACGCCAUCCGCCGAGUCGAUAUUGAAAUCGGCAGCGCCAACAACUUCUUCGCAAAAUGCACAAAAUACGUUUCAGCCGAGCACAGCUGAUGUUGUGUCCAAGUUGUUAACCAUGAAAAAUAAGAAUAUUCUUCAGCGAAAACCACAAGCUGUGCAAAUGCAACCAGUAAAGUCCACACCAACAACUACACAAAGCUCAUUACCGACAACACUUGCCACUGUGAAAUCUCUAAAUGGUAAUACGAAAGCACCGUCGUCGAAAUCAAACGUGCAAACGUUGCAAAGUGAUGCACGAAAAGCUGCACUCUCUAUUGAGAAGCGUUUACCAACCCUCAUUACGCCAUCGCAAUCUGCUGCAAGCGUUCAAGUACUUAAAGCGCCAUUAGGCCCGAGUACACUGAAAAUUCAGCCCAGUUCUUCAAAGCAAUCCGCCUCGUCUGCGACCAAUGAUAACAAGUACAUUCUGGAGACUUGUAUUAAUCAGAAAAAGUUUGUGAUUGGCGCUCCUACAAAAGGUGGCGGUGGAACGACUGUAACUAGAGUGCAGCAACAAGGAAAACGAAAAAUGCCAGAAAACAUGUCCAAAGAUAUCGGAUCGAACGAAUCGAAACGCUCAAAAUAAAGAAGAUUGCAACAGAUUUUUAUUUACAUAAUAAGUAUUUAUUUAAUUAGCUUAAAUAUUGAAGUUAUGAAUUUAAAUAAAUGUUUUUUAUUAUACAAUUAAGUUUAUAUAUAUAAUCAUCUAAAUGAAUGUAAAUGUUUUUAUGGGAAAACAAAUAUUUAAGAUUUAUUUUAUUGAUAAUAACUUAAUUAAGAAUACUCUUAAAUUAUACUUGUCUGUAAUAGUUAAUUGGAAGACGCAAGCAAAUACAUACAUAUAUACAUAUAUAUAUAAUAUAUGUGUACAUAUACUAAUGAAUAUAAAGAA
Messenger RNA from Zeugodacus cucurbitae (melon fly), 7935 nucleotides. RefSeq names its product transcriptional regulator ATRX homolog. Gene Ontology annotation, cellular component: nucleus. The transcript is spliced from 20 exons. Bases 187 to 7629 code for a protein of 2480 amino acids. The record is from RefSeq and is a predicted model, not a curated record. Gene Ontology annotation, molecular function: ATP hydrolysis activity; ATP-dependent chromatin remodeler activity; ATP binding. NCBI's taxonomy places the organism in Eukaryota, Metazoa, Arthropoda, Insecta, Diptera, Tephritidae.